AUGGCGGACAAGCCUCUCCUCGCAAACCGCUACUGUCUCAACCAGGUCAUCGGCGAGGGCGCCUACGGUGUCGUCGCCUCCGCCCAGGAUGUAGUCACGGGUGAUGUCGUCGCCGUGAAGCGCAUCAAGCGUGUGCUCGACACAUAUGCCAUGGCCACUCGCAUUCUCCGCGAGCUCAAGUUUCUGCGCCUCCUUCGCGGCCACAACAACGUCAUCGAAGUCAAGGAUAUCCUUGUCCCUUCCGACCGCGAACGCUUCAACGACACUUUCGUCGUCUUCGAGCUCAUGCCCUGCGACCUUUCCAGCGUCAUCCGCUCCACCGCACCGCUCAACCCGGCAAAUGUCAAGUACCUCAUGUUCCAGCUCUUGCGCGGUAUUCAGUAUCUCCACACCGCCGGAGUGCUGCAUCGCGAUUUGAAGCCUUCCAAUAUUCUCGUCGACUCUAAGUGCUCGCUUAAGAUAUGCGACUUUGGUCUUGCUCGCGCCGCCUUUCGCGCAGAGAACGACGCUGAUUUGGUCCUGUGGACAGAGUACGUUGCCACGCGCUGGUACCGCGCCCCGGAGCUCAUCAUGCCGCAUGAGAACAAUUAUGGCCGCGCUAUUGAUGUCUGGUCAGCGGGUUGCAUUUUUGCAGAGAUGCUCCUACGCUCCCCGCUUCUCCCAGGCGGUGAUGCCAUUGAUCAGCUUCGUCGCAUUACCGAGUUUACCGGUACCCCUACUCUAGAUGUUAUUUCCAGACUCAGGAACCCAAAGGCCCAGCAGUAUCUCAAGUCCGUCAAGCCCAAGCCACCCACUGACCUGAACACAAUAUUCGCUCCCGGCACAGAUCCAGAGGCCCUCCAGCUGAUUAAGGCAAUGCUCGAGUUUGAUCCGCAGAAAAGGAUUACCGCUUACGAUGCCCUUAUGACAAACUACUUUAAGGAGUGGAGGGACCCGUUAGGGUUCGGACCGCGCCCGCGGGACCUCACUGAGAAGGAGUUUGACUUUGAGAAGAGGUUGGGAAUGAACAAGAUUGACGGCUUGGCCUAUAUUCGCCGUGAGUUGCUCGAAGAGAUUCUGUUCUAUCACCCGGAGAAACGCGACGAGCUGUAUGGAAAUGGGCCCAGCUACGAGGUGGAAAGCCAGGCUGCUGGCUUUGCAAAGGCCAUGGACAAUCAGCGUAAGGGCUUCAACGCCGCUGUGCCCGCCAAGAGCAUGCCCAAGGAUGCCAUGAAGAACAUCGUAUUGUCGCAGACAGAGAGACGAAACGCCGCCAUGAAGCAUGGCAGGGCGCCGACGGUGCCUAGUGAGGUCAUGAGGCAAUACGAAAACCAGAUGGACACCUCGGAAACGCCGAGACCAGGCGAGACGCCACAACAAGGUGAAAACGAGGACGCAGCGAUGCAGGGCUAGUGCGUUCUACUCGCUGUUCACAGGGACACAACGAAAAAGGAACGUUAUGGCAGGGUAUGCAUUCACGGUUGUGAGAGGGAGGAGGGGCAGGCUAUCGGGGUCUAGGGAUGUGACAGGAAGUCGGUGUUGUUCAACUGGGAGGGGUUGUGAACUGACGAAGGGUGGCAUCUCUUAUGUUCGGGCUAAUUACGACUACAUGGGAAGCGCGGUCCGACUUGCUUUUUUUGCUUAACCUCUGCGUUCCGGCUGCGUCGGCAGCAAGCGAUGGGCAGGGGUUUGUGUGCGUUUAUGAGCAACACGUGUGAAUAGUCGGACUGGUGCGCAAUGGACUUUCUACAAAUAUAUGAGGACCUAUGACAUAUGAGGAGGAGCAUGAGUGAAGCCAGGGGCUUUUUUGUUCGUGAUGAUCGCCUGCUGAGAUCUGGACUCUUUUGAGUAGGAAGCGCGUGACGCAGAGGCUGCCGAGAUAGGUGUACAUUUUAGGUGAUUGAUAUGAACGUGUAAAGCAUGACUCUAUGUUGUGCCGUACAUCUGUGGCAUUUGCAUUUCUUUCGUGGGCUCCAGUUCGGAGCCGGUUGAAGGACGAGGAGCGCAGGUCGUUCACUUGAUCUCCACAGAGGCAUCUCGCUGCCCAUGUCCACAUCUUGUUGUAAAGGAUCAGGGCGUACUCUCCAGCACAUAAAGGUGUACCCAGCAUU
Messenger RNA from Chondrus crispus (carragheen), 2090 nucleotides. Its product is annotated as Mitogen-activated protein kinase 14-2, MPK14-2. Gene Ontology annotation, biological process: protein phosphorylation; intracellular signal transduction. The coding region runs from base 1 to 1392 and encodes 463 amino acids. The transcript is spliced from 2 exons. The record is from RefSeq and is a predicted model, not a curated record. Lineage: Eukaryota; Rhodophyta; Florideophyceae; Gigartinales; Gigartinaceae. Gene Ontology annotation, molecular function: MAP kinase activity; ATP binding. Gene Ontology annotation, cellular component: cytoplasm; nucleus.